AUGGCCUCGCGAGUGCCUGCUGUUGCCGCACUGCUGUGCCUAUUUAGCUAUGUGAAAAAUCUGGAUAUAGACAAGAGCGACGGAGGCUACAAGGACUUGCUGAUUUCGAUCAACAAGGAUGUGCCCUACAACGAGACCAUCAUCGAGAACGUCAAGAGCCUGCUUAGGUCUUCGUCUCACUUCCUUCACCGUGCAACCAAUGGCCUCGUGUACUUCAAGCACGUGACAAUCAACUUCCCACACACGUGGCCAAAGAGAAGCAGUGCGCGCCGCUUGUCUUCGAGUUUGUUUGAGAAAAGUGACGUACGCAUCGACCUGCCUGCAGAGUCACAAGAGCAGGAAAGGCCCUUCACGAAGCAGUGGAAGCUUUGUGGAAAGCCCGGAGAGUAUAUCAAAGUCACGCCAAAGUUUCUAGCCGAUUUGAACGAUUCAACAACCAAGACAUUUGGAAAUCCCGCGUACGUCUUUGUGCACGAGUGGGCCCAUUACCGGUACGGAGUCUUUGACGAACACGGCUGGCGGGAUGACGAAAAGUACCCACUCACCUACUGCGAGGAGGAUCCUGUCACAGGGGUCACAUUGGUCAAACUGAAUGCGUGCUCGUCAAAGAUUUCCUUCAACCCAACACUGGCCUCUGGAGAUUCGUGCCCACUUAACGAAACUACAUGUAUAUUCCCCAAGGAGUGCAUUAUCCGUACCACAACAGAAAGGAUAAAUCCUGUCGAAUCGUCAAUCAUGUUCAUGCCAUAUGUCCCCAAC
This is a messenger RNA of Rhipicephalus microplus (southern cattle tick), 759 nucleotides long. RefSeq names its product calcium-activated chloride channel regulator 2. The record is from RefSeq and is a predicted model, not a curated record. Lineage: Eukaryota; Metazoa; Arthropoda; Arachnida; Ixodida; Ixodidae.